This is a messenger RNA of Paramecium sonneborni, 1574 nucleotides long. Lineage: Eukaryota; Ciliophora; Oligohymenophorea; Peniculida; Parameciidae. The record is from the annotation of a GenBank genome assembly.
AUGAAAUUUAGUCAAACUCCUAAAUCAACGUAUACAGAAAACUUUAAUCCUCCUCCUGGUUAUUAUAUUGGGAAUGAUUUAAAUGAUAUGUUAAAUACAAUUAAAACAAAACCACCUUAAUAAUAAUUCUCAAGAUCUGAUCGAUUUGGAGAAAUUUAAACAAAUAUUCAUGCUUAAAGUAAAACAGUAGAAGGAUUUGAUAAAAUUGCUUAUUAAGCCUCUUACAAGCAUUCUUUUCAAAAUUAGAAAUUAAAGGAUCAUAAUUACGUUUAUUAAGCAUAAGUAUGUAAGUUUUAUUAAAAUAUUAUAGUCUUAGCAAUAGUUGAAAAAGACAUAAGAAGUUGAUAAAAAAAUGAAGAAUCUGCUUAUAAAACAAAUGGAAAAUUGUUUGAGUUAGUAAUUAGAAAUUACACCAUCAGGAUAAUGUGUUUUAGAUAAAUCUAAACUGUUGCAAAAAUUAUAAACUAUUGCUCCUUUAUAAGUAAAUAUAAUAAAUUAAAAUAAUAGCCUCCUGGACCUGGACAUUAUAAUUCAAAUGAAACUUUUGUGAAACCAAGAGUUAGAGGUGCUAUCAUUAAAGAAGAUAGUAAAAGAACUACAUUUUAAGAACCAUUUUUAACAGCUGAUGUUAUUUAUGGAAAAUAAUUAUCUAAUAAUGGAUAAAAUGAAUCAGAACCCAAUUUAUCACAAAAGUCAAAGCAAAAGAAAAUAAAAUUUAUUAAAGGAGAUGAAUAUAAUUUGGAAAAAUUAUUUGAAAAAGAUAAGAAAAAAAAAGAAAGAUAAACAGCUCCACCACCUGGAUAUUAUGAAAUUGAAUCAUAAUUUGGAAAAAUUACAGAAUUAAAUUAUCAAAAUUAAUGUUUUGAUAGUAGAGAACCAAGAUUUAAAUAUAAUCCAGAUGAAAAUCCUGGACCUGGAUAAUAUAAAACUGAUAAUUAAUUUAAUGAAUUUGGAGGAUAUAUGUCAAAAUUACCUAGAUAAGCUCCAAAAGAUAAUAUGCUUGUUCCUGUUGGUAAUUAUAUUGUUUAAGAUUUAUAAAAACCUUAAAGAAAAGAUGGACUCUUUCCUUCAAGUUUUGGAUCUGGUUCAAAAAGAAUGAAGGAAAUCAUAAUUAGUAAUGAUGUUCCUGGUCCUGGUAGUUAUGAUAAUUUGUUUUUAAAAAAGAAGCAAUUUAAAUAUGUAUUUAAAAAGAAAGAGAAAAGACCUAUGAUUGAGAAAUAUCCAGAAUCAUUUGGAUUAUCAGUUGCAAAAGAAUUAGUGUCAAUAAAUACUACAAAAGAACGUAGUAAAUCUCUAUAAAAACCAGUAUAAUUAAAAGAUUUAAUUAGUAACAAUCUUCUAUGUUUUCAUCAAGUGUUCAGAGAUUUAAAGAUAAAAAAGUAACUGAAGAAUUAGGUCCUGGAAGCUAUACAUUUCAUGAUUAGUUUACUAAAAUGACUUUUAAUAAGGGGAAUGAUAUAUUUGGAAAGGGAUUAAGAAUCUAAUAAUAACAAAUGUAAGAAAUUGGUCCUGGAGCUUAUGAUGGUGAUUACAAAAUUCUAAAGAAAAAUUUUGUUAGAGAUGUUCAUUUUUGA